AUGGACUCAUCUCGCUGUGCUCUACGCAACGGACAUAUUGCCUCUCGUUGUCCACAACGCACAUUAACUAUCAGCGCUAGCACGGACGAGCAUUGUGAUGUAGAGAUUGUGUAUCCUCUUGAGGGUAUCUAUGACCCAGAAAUUGACGAUUGUUUUGAUGACGAUGUACUAAAUCAGGUUUAUGUUAUGCGUUGUAUCUAUUCCACACUCGCGUCGCCUGAUUCCUGGAAACGCACUAGUAUUUUCCAUACCUACAUUCCAUGCAAUAACCAAAUAUGUAAACUGGUUAUUCAUGGUGGUAGUACCAUGAACUUCAUCUCUAAGUCUGCUGUUACUCGUCUUAAUCUUAAGCUCGAACCACAUCCCCACCCUUUUCACGUAGCUUGGGUUGAUAAAACUCAACUACCGGUCACUGAGCGGUGUCUUGUUUCCCUUAAGCUAGGGACCUGCGAUGAAGACAUUUAUUUGGACCUACUGCCUAUGAAUGUUGCACACGUAUUACUUGGCAGACCUUGGCUCUAUGAUCACAACGUGCAGAAUUGUAGUCGUGAAAACACAUACACUUUUCAACAUGAAGGCAAAAGUAUUACGUUGCAACCAGCCAAUCCUGCGAUUAAACCUACCAAGACUAAUAUUACCACCUCCUCUCCAUCGCAUACAGGCAAAGCGUCAGGUCAUCGGUUGGCUCUAUUAUCUUAUGGCGAAUUUGAGAAAGAAAGUCUGGAGACAGAAGUUGUAUUUCCUCUUGUGAUCAAAGAGAUAUAUGCGGCCCCUUCCUAUAAGAAAUCUGAACCUCUACAUCAACUCUUUAAUGAAUUCUCCGAUGUCAUGCCUGAUGACCUCCCAGACGAACUACCACCCAUGAGAGACAUUCAACAUGCCAUCGACCUUGUACCAGGAUCACAACUUCCGAAUCUUCCUCAUUACCGCAUGAACUCAUCUAAACGUGCUGAACUAAACACGCAAAUUCAAGGUAUGUUGGAUAAAGGAUUUAUUCGCCAUAGCCUGAGCCCAUGUGUUGUACCGGUGCUUCUUACUCCCAAAAAAGAUGGCUCUUGGCGAAUGUGUGUCAACAGUAGAGCUAUUAAUAAGAUCACAAUUAAAUAUCGGUUCCCUAUUCCACGACUUGAGGAUAUGUUGGAUGAUUUGGCAGGUUCUAAAUGGUUUUCCAAGAUUGACCUUCGUAGUGGUUACCAUCAAAUUCGUAUUAGGGAAGGUGAUGAAUGGAAAACCGCAUUCAAAACUCCUGAUGGAUUGUAUGAGUGGCUUGUUAUGCCAUUUGGAAUGUCUAACGCACCUAGCACAUUUAUGCGCGACCAUCUGCAACAUCUCCGAAAAAAAUUUCAUAUGUUACGCCAGGAAAAGUUGUUUGUUAAUUUGAAGAAGUGUUCUUUCCUUCAAGAAAAAGUUUUAUUUCUGGGAUUCAUUGUUUCCGCAGCUAGCAUAAGUGCUGAUCUUGACAAAGUUCAUGUCAUUGUAAAUUGGCCGCUUCCUUCAACUUUAACCAAGACUCGAAGCUUUCAUGGGUUAGCAUCUUUUUACCGACGUUUUAUUCCUAGUUUCAGUAUUAUAAUGGCUCGUAUCACAAACUGUAUGAAGCAAGAUGAGUUUCGAUGGACUCAUGCGGCCACCCGAGCAUUUGAGGCGUUAAAACAAAAAAUGACAGAAGCACUUGUCCUACACCAUCUAGAGUUUACCAAGGUUUUUCAAGUAGCAUGUGACGCAUCUGGUGUUGGCAUUGGGGGCGUCUUAAGUCAGGAAGGACAUCCUGUUGCUUAUUUAAGUGAGAAGCUUAAUGAGGCAAAGCAAAAGUAUUCGACAUACGACAAGGAAUUCUAUGACAUAGUCUAUGCGCUACGUUAUUGGCAAUAUUAUCUGUUACCAAACGAGUUUGUCUUAUAUUCUGAUCAUCAAGCGUUAAGGUAUAUCCAUUCUCAACGUAACGUCAGUAGCCACCAUAUUAAGUGGACUGAGUAUCUUCAUAUUUUCACCUUUGUGAUUCGACAUCACCUAGGAGCUGAUAAUAAGGUUGCUGAUGCACUCAGCCGAGUAGGCGUUACCCUUCAAUCAUUGACUGCACAAGUUGUGGGUUUUGAUAAAAUCAAAACUGAAUAUUCUUCUUGUCCAAAUUUUGGUCGCAUUUUGCAGGAAGUUACGGCUGGAAAUCGUCGUGAUCAUGUUGAUUUUCUGCUGUGGGAUGGCCUCGCUAGACAUUUUGGUAAAGAUAAGACCAUUACUCUAGUUGCUGGUCAAUUUUAUUGGCCUUCAUUGAAGCGAGAUGUCGCUCACAUCCUGGCCCAAUGUCGCACCUGUCAGCUUGCCAAGGCUCGAAAGCAAAAUACUGGAUUAUACACUCCUUUGCCAAUCCCGCAUACCCCGUGGAAAGAUUUAAGCAUGGACUUUGUUCUUGGCCUUCCUAAAACGGCACGCGGCCAUGAUUCUAUCCUGGUUGUUGUUGACAGAUUCUCUAAAGUGGCUAACUUUCUGCCUUGUUCUAAAGCUGCUGAUGCUUCUUAUGUGGCCAAGUUAUUUUUAAAAGAGGUCGUUCGUCAUGGGCUUCCUGUUUCUAUUGUUUCAGACCGUGAUGUCAAGUUCGGUAAUUGGGACCUCAUUCUUCCUGUAGCAGAAUUUGCUUAUAAUAAUUCUGCCAACCGAACUACAGGUAAAAGUCCUUUCAAAAUUGUUUACGGUGUGCUGCCACGUCCACCCAUUGAUCUUGUUCCCCUUCCUAUUGAUGUCCGUCGUUCGGAAUCUGCAACUACCUUUGCUGACCACAUUCGUUGCCUACAUGAGGAGGUUCGUAAGAAAAUUUCUCUAAGUACGGACACAUACCAACUUGCUGCCAAUACUCAUCGUCGUGCUCAAGACUUCCAAGAAGGUGAUUAUGUUAUGAAACUUCAUGCUCGAUCGAUGGGUCCUUAUCGUAUCCUUCGCAAGUUGGGUGUUAAUGCUUACUUGGUCGAACUUCCUUCUGAUGUUCAUAUCAGUCCCAUUUUCAACAUAUCUGAUUUGUUUCCAUACUGGGGUACUUUUACUCCUCCUGUUGCGACUGAAAUAACCCAUGCUAUUGUUCCUUCUGCUGCUCCUUGUGUGCAUGCUUCCCAUGCUGCUCCUACCGAUCAGAUCUCACAAGUCUUAGAUCAUGAAGUGGUGGCUUCAGCCCUUGGGGGUUUUUCUCGUUUUUUGGUUCGUUGGGUGGGACGUCCAGAUACAGAUGCUACUUGGAUUACUGAAGACGAGUUUCGUCAGCUUGAUCCUUCUCUUCUCCGUCAAGUUCAAGAUGAUUUGGUAGCAGCUGAAGUUACUGAUACUCGUCCUCCUAUUAUUCAUACCUACAGUCGGUGCCGUCGUCGUUAA
Messenger RNA from Prunus armeniaca (apricot), 3357 nucleotides. NCBI's taxonomy places the organism in Eukaryota, Viridiplantae, Streptophyta, Magnoliopsida, Rosales, Rosaceae. The record is from the annotation of a GenBank genome assembly.